GCCGCGGGGAAAGGGAGCCGGGAAAACACGGCGGCGGCUUGUGAGGAGCGGCUGCGGCGCCGGGGUUGUUUAGCCUCAAGAGGAGGCUCGGGGUGGAGCUCAUCGCUCUCUACGCGUGCCCGACAGGAGAUGGUACUGUUGCUUGCUGUUGGGUUAUGGAGAGAAGAAACACAGCAAUGAGGCAAGACCUGUAAAGAUCCAAGGUGGCAAAAAUGGCAUUUGUCAAGGCUAGAAAGGAAACAGGUUUGGUAGUUACUGUGGAAGUUGAGGCAGAAGGCUGUACAAAGCUGAGGCUACGAUCAGGCGCAUCAAUGUGUUCAAGACAUAUAUUUGAAAGGUGGAGAACAAGUGGAACAGUUGCAACUUUUUGAAGAUACAAAUCUUACCACAUCUAGAAAGUAAUAAAGGAAACUUCAUCCACACUUCAUCAAAAUGCAGCGGAAUCUGUUACAUUCUGCAUCUCAGCUGGCGCACGGGACGUGUUGGUUCUUCCCUCGCACCGGUGUCUUUCAGUGCUUAAAAGGACAGUCUGUGUUGUCUAAAGUGGGAUGCAAAGUGAUUCUGAGACUGGACCCUCCUAAACGAUGUCUUCAUGCAGGUGCAGCUCACUUUGCCUCAAAGAAAACUGCUUUUUCCUCACAGCCAGCAGACGCUUCUCACAAAGGACCGGAAGAGAGAAAUCCUUUGCCGUCGGCCACUGAUGUGCCCAAGCAGAGCCCUGCAGAGUCAGAUUCUUCAGAACCUGAUCCAUUACAAGAUAAAUCAAUUAGUCUUGUUCAGAGAUUCAAGAAGACUUUUAAGCAGUAUGGGAAAGUCAUGAUUCCAGUGCACCUUCUCACUUCCACUGUAUGGUUUGGAUCCUUUUACUAUGCGGCCAUGAAUGGGGUGAAUGUUGUUCCGUUCCUAGAGUUGAUUGGCUUGCCAGACAGUGUAGUAGACAUCCUGAAAAAUUCCCAGAGCGGGAAUGCACUAACUGCAUAUGCAUUGUAUAAAAUUGCAACUCCUGCCAGAUACACUGUGACUUUGGGAGGAACAUCUGUCAGUGUUAAAUACCUACGUAAGCACGGCUACUUGUCCACACCACCACCAGUAAAGGAAUACCUACAAGACAGGAUGGAGGAAACAAAGGAUAAAAUUACAGAGAAGAUGGAGGAAACAAAGGAUAAAAUUACAGAGAAGAUGGAGGAAACAAAGGAUAAAAUUACGGAGAAGAUGGGGGAAACAAAGGAUAAAAUUACAGAGAAGAUGGAGGAAACAAAGGAUAAAAUUACAGAGAAGAUACAAGAAACCAAAGAAAAAGUUUCAUUUAAAAAAAUAAAGGAGUAGGAGAGAGGCUUAAUUUUUGGAUAUCUCAAACUUAGCACUUUAACCCUUUGUGAGGCAGGAUAUGCAAAGUGCACUUCUAAGCUUUUUUUUUUUUUUUUCUUUUUUUCUUUUUUUCUUUUUCUUUUUUUCUUUUUCUUUUUUUCCCCUUUGUCUAUAGACUACAAUGGCUACGUGGAUUUAAAGUUCCUUGGGGAGGAGGUUGUGACAAAAUUUCAAUUUACAGAAGGAAAAGUAUAUCUCAGAAGUUAACACUUCCCAUGGUAAUAAUGUUAAUAGUUACUCUUCCCUCUUUUUUUUUUCCACACCCUCCUCCUCAAAAUGAAGGCGAUUUCUGCCAAAAGCCACUACUCUGUUCUUCUUCCAUCAUAGUGCACAGCCAUGGUUCCACUAGACUGAGCCUUCCAUUAAAUAAGAAUGAAGAUUUCUGUUGGGAAGAGCAGCAUGUUUAGGUUUUUAGAUUACGUGGACCCAAUUCAAUUGUGAUCAUCUCCCCAUCUGAAGCAGACCAUUGCCACUGAUACUGCACAUGAAGGAAUUGAUGGAUCAGCUACUCAGCAGGAAUUAAUUACAGUGGCUUCCCUGGCUUCAGCCAGGCUGCAAUCGUUUACAGGUUGAGACUAUGAAUCUUUCUUGAACAGUGCAUCUCUUCAGAAAUCUCGACUGAAAGCUAUAGGCAGAUGAGUUAAUCACAGUAGCCAUACUGUCAAGCAUAGUUUGUUUCCUGAAGUUGAUUUACAGUACAAAGUCAUUAAAUGAAAUUAAUCAGUUGUAUAUUAAACACUAGGAUUUGUUCAUUGUGUUAAAGUUUACAAAUCUGCUCUAUUUCAUUUUUGAAGCAAAAAUUUGAAAAAGAAGUUUAUUUGAGAAAUUGCUAUACUAAGGGACUUUUUAAACACAUGGAAAGUUAAGAGUUAAAUCCUGAAGUUCCUCCUCCUCCCUCAGACCUCAGUAAAACAAUUUGACAAAAAUAAGCAUGAUUUCUGAGAUGGUGAUCACCCUCUACAAAACUUUUUUCUCCCCUAGAUUAAGUCAAGCAAACACUUACUCAUACCUGAAGGCUGAAAUGCUGUCUCAGAUGUCGUAAAAGACUGAAGUUGAAACUCUUCUAUUUGGCUGGGCAGGCAAACUUCUGUCAGUUUUUAUUCAAAUGUAGGCAAAAUUGAAGUGUGUUUUUCCUAUUUCUACUACAGAUCUCAGUUUGCAGCCACUCAGCAUGUGUAAGUUGUUUAACAAAGGUGCUUUUUUGCAGGGGGAUAUGGGGAAGCAAAAGAGUUGGACCCUGAGCAUUGCAGUUGACUAGAGUGAAAAACUAUAGCUGAUCAGCUCUGCCCCACUGUCCUGUUUUCUUUCAAGUCAGUGAGGGCUUCUCCAUGUUUAAGUGAGUUGAACUUCAUUAACUAAAUUGUGCAGGAUUGAUUACAUACUUCUCUGCCUCUGCCCUCGUGUAAAAUAGUAACUGCAAUCUAAUGCCUACCUCACAGGGAUGUUGUGAGGAAUAAUCACUGUAUAUUCAGCGACCUGAAGAUGUAAAGUGCCAUGUUUCUGAUAAAUAUUAUUAAAAAAAUAUUUCUGCGAACCCUUACACUGCUAAAUACUACUGUAGGACUAAAGUUUAUAGAUGUUAUUUUGUUUUUCUAUUUUAGUGUGCUUUUCCUUACUGCCCCCAUGCACACCUUCUUCUGAUGUUGACUUUUGUUCUGAUUUCCUACUUUUGGGGCCAGUGUUACCCAUGUCCUGCAGGACCCUGCAAAGCCCAAAGUGUGCCCCAAUAAUAUUGCGUGAUCACUCUCAGUCUGGGACUAUAUAUGGGAUCCUUUUAAUGCAACUCACAGGAUCCAUCUCUUUACGCAGGGCAGGGACUGCCCAGGGGCACCUUGGUGUCCUUUGAUGAGUUUUUAGCCCUUAGACGUUGGAACUUGUUCAUUACACCAUCUCUUCUUACCCUUCCCCUUGUCCAGCUAGCCUGGGACCGUUCUAGUGUUUAUAUGAUCCAUCUCUACUAAUGCUAAGUACAAAAGCUGAUUGACUUGAGUUGACUGUCCUGUGUGAUCAUUUCUGCAGCUGCAGAAACGGCUCACAGUGACUCUUGCAAAGUGCCUCCUCUGUGUAGGUGGUUAGUUUUGCAGCAUGGAGAAGCUUGAGGAUUUUCUGGGACAGCCACAUCCUCCACCCAGCAUGUCAAUUAACAAAGCACAGAGUUAUGUGGUUCCAUUUAUACAGAGCAAGAGGGAAAAUCUUCCAAGACUUUGGAAGUCUGACCUGGAGAGCUUUUGUGACAAUUAGUCACAUGCUUGGCUGUACUGGUGACCUUUUCUCAAAUUUGCCUUAUGUGGAACCUCUGCCUCAUUAGUUCAGAGCACACCUGAGGAGUUCCUGGGCUGCCCCAGGGAGUGAAUGUAAGGCCGCUUGGUGCCCAGCAGGUACCCAGCUACACUGCAGUUUGAACUAGGCUAAAGUUGACUUUCAUCCUGUAUCUCACUUACAAAUUAUCUUGCCACGAUACUAAGGUGCAGUUCUUGUUAGUGACAGUCAGCCUUAGCGUGAGUCUGCAUGGCUGGAAGCCAGGGGCCACCACCCUUUGGAGAGGCACAGUGUCUGCACUGUGCCAGCAGGCUGGAGCAAGCAAGGGGCACCUGGGGACAGCACAGGGUCUCCUGGUAUCCAAGCCAGCACAGUUGGCACACUCAUGUGGCAGCAGUGUCCCUUAAGAUGGAGCAGCAUCAGUGAGUGCCUUCAGCAGCAGAGAAGGAGCAAGGGAGCAGGUGCCAUGGCCUGGGAAAGAGGCCCUAAGGCAGCCCACAAGUGACCCAAGCAAGGGAGUGCCCAGCGAGUGCCAGGAGUCCUUGGUGAGGUGAAAAGCCCAGACAGAAGCCCAGCAGUACCUGCCUUUGCCCGCAGGACCAUGCAGUCAGUGCUAACAGGGCUUGCCCUUUCACCUCGGGCACCUCAGCAUCCCCAUGGGAAAG
Prinia subflava (tawny-flanked prinia) is the source of this 4292-nucleotide messenger RNA. It is a transcript of the gene MIMS1, whose product is annotated as family with sequence similarity 210 member A. The transcript is spliced from 6 exons. Gene Ontology annotation, cellular component: mitochondrion. NCBI's taxonomy places the organism in Eukaryota, Metazoa, Chordata, Aves, Passeriformes, Cisticolidae. The record is from RefSeq and is a predicted model, not a curated record. The coding region runs from base 433 to 1326 and encodes 297 amino acids.